Molecule: messenger RNA, 1349 nt
Organism: Cherax quadricarinatus
Lineage: Eukaryota; Metazoa; Arthropoda; Malacostraca; Decapoda; Parastacidae
Product: ribonuclease P protein subunit p40
Biological process (GO): tRNA 3'-end processing; endonucleolytic cleavage in ITS1 to separate SSU-rRNA from 5.8S rRNA and LSU-rRNA from tricistronic rRNA transcript (SSU-rRNA, 5.8S rRNA, LSU-rRNA); tRNA 5'-leader removal
Cellular component (GO): multimeric ribonuclease P complex; ribonuclease MRP complex
Molecular function (GO): ribonuclease MRP activity; ribonuclease P activity
Source: RefSeq, a predicted model, not a curated record
CCACUAACACCCAGGUACCCGUUUUACUGAUGGGGAACAUAGACAACAGGUGGAAAGAAACACGUCCAAUGUUUCUACUCUGGCUGGGAAUCGAACCCAGACCCUCGCCGUGUGAAGCGAGAGCGUUAACCACCAGGCCACCAGAGCCAUUAAUGUAAACAGAUUACUAUAAAGCACAAGAGGUUGGUGAAGGAAGCAUCCACCCAACAUUAAAAAUGUUGAAUCCUGAAGUAGUGAAGUUCCCGGCACCUAAGAGCCAAGUGUCAUACAGUCAACACAUCUGGGAUGAUGUACACAAUGACCAUUCAUGGCAUAAAGUCGUUGAUGACCAUCCAUUUAAUACCAAAGUGUCACUACUUCUCCCAGACACUCCAAACUUGCCUCAGCUUAUAAGUGAUGCAGUUACUCAAGAUACUCAGUUCUACUUAGUAAAGAACUUACCGCUGUUGGAGUUAUGCACAUCAACAUUUCUCCAGGCAUUUGUGAAAACAGGUCAGUUAUAUGCAGUUAGCUGUGAUACUCGUUUGGAUGUAGACAACACUGCAGCUUUAACGCCAGAUGGACUGCUUCAUCUGUUGCUCAACAAAUUCACCUACGAGGAAUUACGACUGAAUGGUUCUUUGUCAGCGCACAUACUUCGAAAACCAAGAGAAAAAUUUGUUGUUGAAGUGAAUAUGAAGGUGCCAUAUUUCAAGCCUGGAAAAGCAUUCUACUCCAAGGUUAUGACAGCCUUUACAGAAGUUCAACUUAGAUUUAACUUCUGGUUAACCUGGAUUCCAGAUGAUACAGACAUUUGUCCUUCUUCUGUAGCCAAAUAUUUCUAUGACCUUGGCUACAGUAUUGAAGAGCUGCAUUCAUCCUUGAGUCAGAGUAUCAUGACUGAAGCUGUUAUGCCAUCACUUUGUAAAGAUGGAGAAGCAGCAGCACCUGAAGAUGUCUUGGAAUGGCUUGGAUGUCAGACACUUGGUGUAAAACUGGAAGCUGAAGGUACAAGAGUAUGCGAGAUUGUUACUCCAAAGCCGAAUAUUCUUGUCAACAACCUGUGUACACUGCACUGCACUGGAUUUUUUACACCAGUUCAACUGCAGUUCUUGCUUCGCCAACUCAGGAUGUGGUUAAAUCAAAAAAGUAUUUCAGCUGUGCCUUGGAUCAGUAUGACAGUGUAUGGACACCCAGAUUCACCUAUUACUUGGGGUAACCAAGAACAUGUCUAUUGUACAAAUGGCGACAACUUUUAUACACUAGUUAUUCUAAGAGACAAGCUAAGAAUUUAUAAAAUUUCAGGUUCAAGAAAACCACAAAGAUUGUAUGUGAAAUCUAAUAAAAAUAAAUGAUGUAAAUUUUCUUUC